AGUAAAUGUAAAAUGUUUUCCUUGGUAAUUUCUUUUUUAUAGCUAUCUUUAUAAAAUAAAGGGGGAAAUAAUGAGUGGAAUGACUGGAAGAAGUAAGCAAGGAGAAAUUUUUUUAAUAAUCUAAAAUAUUUUUGGAUAUAUUAGGGACCUCUUGGAAUUUUAGGUUUUUCUAAUUAUAUCUCCUAGGGGUAACUAUUAUAAAUUAUGAUUAUCUUCUACAUUAUAGGUAUUGUCAAUAUGGACUCACCAUAUGGUUCUGUAACACCUUCUUCUACACAUUUGGGAAACUUUGCCUCAAACCUUUCAGGAGGUCAAAUGUAUGGACCUGGGCCACCCCUUGGAGGAGCACCCACAGCUGCUAACUUUAACAGACAACAUAUUUCCCCGCUUAGUUUGUUGACUCCGUGUUCAUCAGCAUCAAAUGAUUCUCCUGCACAGUCGGUAUCCUCCGGAGUUCGUGCACCUUCUCCUGCCCCAUCAUCAGUACCUUUAGGGUCAGAAAAGCCCAGCAACGUCUCUCAGGAUAGAAAAGUUCCAGUCCCUAUUGGGACGGAACGUUCUGCACGUAUCAGGCAAACUGGAACUUCAGCUCCAUCUGUUAUUGGGAGUAAUUUGUCCACAUCAGUAGGGCAUAGUGGCAUCUGGUCCUUUGAAGGGAUUGGUGGCAAUCAAGACAAAGUAGACUGGUGUAACCCUGGGAUGGGAAAUCCUAUGAUGCACAGGCCAAUGUCUGAUCCAGGAGUGUUUUCACAGCAUCAAGCAAUGGAGCGAGAGAGUACAGGAAUUGUAACUCCUUCUGGUACAUUCCAUCAGCAUGUUCCUGCAGGAUACAUGGACUUUCCUAAAGUUGGGGGUAUGCCUUUUUCUGUGUAUGGGAAUGCAAUGAUUCCUCCAGUAGCACCUAUUCCUGAUGGUGCUGGAGGACCCAUAUUUAAUGGCCCUCAUGCUGCGGACCCCUCUUGGAAUUCCCUGAUAAAGAUGGUUUCAAGCUCCACAGAAAAUAAUGGCCCUCAAACGGUGUGGACUGGACCCUGGGCACCUCACAUGAACAGUGUGCAUAUGAACCAGCUUGGCUGAUGAGGAUCAGCUUGUUAGCCUGCAGAUUCCUUUUCAUUCAGAGGAAAUCACAAGUGGCCGAAAAAAAAUUUAUGCUCCCAAAUCAUUCUACUGAUGUGCUUGACUGAAGUGUGUAGGCUUUUUGCAGAAGAACUUACUAACUGACCUAUUUUCUGUGAACAUUUGUGACUGCCCAUUCCCCAUCAUCAUCUGUUUUACCUUAGUUAGCAUUUUUCUUAUCAUUUUUCUUUUUUUCUUUCCCUCUUCCCCUUUGGACAUAACUUUCUGUUGAAGCUGUUCUUUGGCUGGUUGGUUUUAGUACUGUAAACUGCUUCUGAGCAAACACGGAAAUUUAGCAAAAUUAUGUAAACUUGAUCCUGAAGUUUUAGAAUGGCAAAUAAAUGUACAAUUGUUUACAUAACAGAAAAGGCUAAGCAGAAAGUAAAUUUCAAUAUGUCAGUAUAGAGGCUCUACUUUAUGUAGACUUAAAUUAAUGUGAGAUAUGUACCUUCAUAUUCAGAAAUCUGGAUGUUUCCUUCAUACAUUAAACUAUUAAUAAGUACAACUUUUUUGCUUGUGUAAUUUAAGUAUAAAGUAAAACAAUGGGCAUUAUCAGUGAAUGCUUCCCGACGUUGGCUUUUAAAAUACCCAUGCUUCUCUCUUUUGAGUUUGUUUGCAGCAAGGCACAUAUAGAAUAAGAAAUUUAUCACUUUUUCAUGUCUCUUUAUUACCUUGUCACACUUUUAAAACUAAUACACACUUCUCUCUUCAUUCUUUUUUCUCUCCUCACCCUUACCACUAAUACCGGUAAAAUUUUCUUGCUGAUAGUGAAAUAAUUCUGUAAAGAUUUUUACUCCAAUGGCUGCUACAGAGAGAUGGAGAAUCUUCAUCAUCAUGUGUCGUUUCUUCUAACCAUAAAACAUACAGUCUUUUUGAGAAUUUAAAAAGCCACCACUGGUUCCCAGUCAGCAUAUAUAAGCUCUUAAUAUACUGUUUAUUAUUAAACAAUUCAAUGUACUAUUUUAUAUUGGAUAAUAUUGAUUCUUAACAUUGGCUUUCUAGUCAUCAGGAGUCAACAUAAAAAUUCCAAUUUUCAGUAAUUUAGUGGAAGGUGUUUGGAUUUUUGGUUUUUUUGGUUUUUUUUUUCAAUUUUAAAGGCUUCGUAAUCUCUACACUUGUAUAUUAAAAGUGAAAGGGAUCAACAGCUAACUUGGGGCAAGUAAUAAAAUACAUUUUGCAUUUUUCAUUAAGACAAUUUAUGGUAGACAGGAAUACACAGGUUACAAAAUAAAGUCUCCAUUUAACCUGUUUAUAUAAGACACAGGGCCACACUAAACUACUCAGUGGAAUUUAUCUAUUCAGUUCACUUGAAACAAUAAACAGUAACAUAUCCAAGAAGAAUAUGUGUCCUACCGUCUCAUGUGGAAAAAUAAAUUAUAUGGUUGAAAUGUAAAAGAAAGUAAGCAUAAAAGUGAAGUAAUGUAUAUAUCAAUCUGUCUUUUUUUAAAAAAAAUUAGACCUAAAUUCCUCACUGUUGAAACAUAAACAUUAACUAAAAUUCAGAUAGAUCACCCACAAUUGACAAUAUUAAUAUGGUUCCUUGGCUGUUCAAGUAAAUGAAAUGAUUUCUUUACUCUGUUAGCCUGAGUAAAGAGUAAAAAGAGGAUUUCUCAAACAUAUCCAGAAGUUUGUAAACAACACAUUUAUAUCUUUUAUUUUAGGAGGUAGUCUUAAAAUAUAUAAAUUUGUUUUCCUACCUGUCCUUGAUUGAUAUGACCAAAUUUAAAGGAACAGCUAAAUGAUAUCCUACAAAUAAAUACACUUAUGACAUAAAAUGAUUGCACUUUACUAAGAAAGGGGUAUAAUGCUAUUUAAGAGUAUUUUAUGUAUGACUUUUGCCACCAUCCUAUAAUUUUUUGCUUAAUUUCUUUGUUUACUAGAGUUUAUUUUCUAAUUAAAACAAUCUUGCUAGAUAACAGAUACUAGCCAGUAUUUAUCAAAACACAUGACUUGUGUUGACUCACAAAAGUGAAUUUCUUAAGAUAGGGUGUCUUACUAAAAAAGAAAAGGAAAAAAAAACCCUGUAUGUAUAUUUUUUACUUUAUUUUUUACUUUACAGGACAGGGGAGUACUGAUUGAUUGGAAUGUUCCUUAUUUAGUUUUGGGGAUCAGGCUUGUUAAAUACAAUACCAUGGUUUUAGAAGUCUGUAGUAGGAAAAUUUUUCAAAUACAUUUUUUAUAUUUCAGAUGUAAUGCAGUGCACUUUUAUUUGAACAAUAAAACAUAAUCUUUUGAGACCAUGCAGGUCUUUUUUCCCCCCCUUUUUGAAAGUAUGUGGUAUGUAUAAUUGCAGACUAUGUAAGGUCUUUCUUUUCUCUUAUUCUUUUAAGAAGCAGCUUAACUCUUGGACAUAGCAGUUAGGUUAGUUCACACCUUAAAUCCCAAAAUAGUUAAUAUCCCAAUUAUUGUGUAAUCUGUUUAUACCAACCAUUCCAUUUUAGAGAUACUUUUGUUUACUUGUGCCAAGAGAAUCCCCAUUUUAUGCCUUUUCAACAUAUAUUUCAACAUAUACCAAUAUAUUCAAAAAAAGUAAUUUUAGUGUUCAUGUGAAAGAUAUUUUCCCCUUCUGUUCCCUGUUACUAUAAAGUUAAAUCAUUUUAUUAGUAAUUGAAAAUUAAUUUCUUUUGGUAAUUACUAUACUUACCUUACAGUCAUUUUUCUUCUCAGGAAAAAGAAGGAGGUAAAUAGUUCACUAACUGUUCCUGUCUUGUUUUUCAUGAAAGUAUUAUUCCAUUUUUCUUUUGAUUCAAAUGACCUAAUACACAUUUCA
This is a messenger RNA of Balaenoptera musculus (blue whale), 3886 nucleotides long. RefSeq names its product ankyrin repeat domain-containing protein 17-like. Gene Ontology annotation, biological process: innate immune response. The record is from RefSeq and is a predicted model, not a curated record. The transcript is spliced from 5 exons. Bases 205 to 1077 code for a protein of 290 amino acids. Gene Ontology annotation, cellular component: cytoplasm. NCBI's taxonomy places the organism in Eukaryota, Metazoa, Chordata, Mammalia, Artiodactyla, Balaenopteridae.